Molecule: messenger RNA, 2707 nt
Organism: Aricia agestis (brown argus)
Lineage: Eukaryota; Metazoa; Arthropoda; Insecta; Lepidoptera; Lycaenidae
Exons: 9
Coding region: 180-2594 (804 amino acids)
Cellular component (GO): nucleus
Molecular function (GO): DNA binding; nucleosome binding
Source: RefSeq, a predicted model, not a curated record
AUCAUCCAAUAAGAAAUUUAAUUAACAGAAAUAGUUGAUGCGAUUUCGAUAGAUAUGUUAAAAGUAGUGCAUUAAUUCAAUGUAUAGCAUAAAUUUAACAAUAAAGUGUACCUAUUGAUCUUUGCUGGGCAUAAAGUUUGAAUACAUUAAAUCGUAAUGUGAAUGAUUGUAAUAACGAAAUGGUGGUCCAGAAGAGUCCAAACGAUAGUGAAGCUCCAAAUAAAAGUGGUGGGACUGAUUUAAAUACCAAUAAUACAUGGAAUUUUCAAGCUCCCACCAAACAUAAUAUCCGAGUCGGUACAGCUGCAAAUAUGCAAGCGAAACAGCCAGUGACUCGGCAAAUCGCCAUAAGUACUCUGGCAGCUAUGCACAGAAGAUUUAGUCUGCCUGGCCCUGUGCAACCACAUUCCCGCCCAAUAGCCGAGUUCCGAGCGAGCGCCAAUAAAUCCCUGGACAUGCUGAGACAAACAAUACAGUCAGCAGUCACUAGAGAAAUAGAUCAAGUCAUCAAAAAGUAUCUGGAGAAAUUCUUUGUCCCUGCUGUAAAUAACAUAAGAUUAAACUUAGGGGAGGAAUCUGUAAGUGAGGAUCAGGUCAGGGCUGUAUGUCGUGCAAUGUUGGAUGCAACUCGUCUGUUGUACACAACACCAUCCAAGACAAAUCCAUCCACAUAUGAGUCAACCGAAAGUGAAGCCACAAGCAUUAUAACAGAAACAAAAUUGCCACGCCCGUCAUUGUUACAGAUACAGCUGCAGAACAAAAGAAAAGAGAUAGACAUUGACACAGAUUUUAUCACCAAAACAAAGAAGAUCAAGCAGGAGGAAGCUUCUGACAGUGGGUCGUCAUCACCUAUCCCGUCACCGGCAGUACGGGAUCCGGAGAAGUGGAAUCCAGCCAGACUCACCCAAGAUACACUCUUCAUAAUGGGGUCUCAUGCUCAUAAGGUUUUGGGUCUGGGUAAUUCUCGCGGCCGUUUGUACACCAGGCAUGCUGGGUUACUCCGUUAUCCAGCUGAUAGUGCCGACAAAGAGUGGAUUGCCAGUCACAACUUAGUUAAUGCUGUAGGGGGGAAAACUUAUAUUAUGGUAUUAGAAGACAUUGAAGAACUGGCUACUAGUGAUACAUACAAACACAACUCUCUGCCCAUGCUAGGAGAACUGACAGGGUUCAGAGUCCCACCGUUUAUGCUGAAGAAAAUAAAGGCGUAUGUUCUAAAGAGGUCGCAAAGUGGAGAAGUGAGUAACACUAACAGUCCCCAACCAUCCACGAGUUCACAGGAGGACAAAUUCAAAAUAGAAGACAUAAAACUGGAAGCACACGACGACUUUGAUUCCGCUAACUUUAAUGCUAGCCAAUAUAUGACUAAUUCUGAAAAUAACGGUAACUUCGAAGAGGUUUCUAUGAUGAAGGAGGAUGCAGACUUUGCUGAUAUCAAGGUGGAAGACAUGGAGGACAUCAAAGUCGAUGGAAUCAAAGUCGAAGACUUAGAUAUUAAAGUGGAUGAUAUCAAAGACGAGGAUUUAGAAGACGAAAAUAUUGAUGAUUUGAAUGUGGACGGAAUAAAAGUGGAAGAUAUCAAGCUUGAAAACGAGGACGCUUUUAAUCUUUGCAAGCAAUCUGAUGACGAUCAGAGUCAUCUAGUUGAUGGAUUACUAGAGGCUGACAUAGAAUUUUUAAGCCGAAAUCUGGGUAACAUAGAAAGUGACGCGGAUGCCCGUAAGACCAUUGAAAAGUUGACUGGUGGUAGCGCAGAUACUAUUACACUGGUUGGUGACGAAUUCGAUCUGGGGUCGACGCUUAAUACAAGCAAUUUCUCAGGCUCCUCGAGCACCAAGUGUAUAACGGUGGCGUCGACGACUAGCGGGAUGGUGCACAGCGUGCCGGUCGCGCACCUCGCGCCGCGCAUCACGGGCAGCACCGUCCACUACUACAGCACGCCGCCGCGCGCGCUGCCCCACACAGUCACCAUACAGAGCAUCCCGCCCCCCUCGCAGAUGAUACGCGGGAUACCCAUCAACAGCAAGUCAGGGACAAUCAGUACAGUGAUGUCACAAGGCAGCACCAUCAUUGGCUUUGGCACCCGUACUUCGAACGCCAUCAUCGGUACGCCGCAAUACGUCAGCGUCUCCAAGCCCUUCCCCAACAUACUCCACAACGCCAUCUCCAAGAACAUCAAUCAAUCAAUCAACCGCGCGGUAACCUCUGCCGUCUUCAACGUGACCACCAUCCGACCACACACGACCACACCAAAAACGGUGACCACCACUGAUUUCGACAGCAUAUCCACGACGAAGGAUAUGAUCGAUAACGCCUGCAAUUCGUCCGUUAUGCUCAAGAAGGUAUUGACUCUAGGCAGUGCAGGUACCAAGUCUUUUAUGAUGCAUAACACCCAAAAGGUUUUGUCUACGGGGUACGCUAAUGGGGCUACCCCUCCGCCUAAUGUGACUAUAGUCAGCUCGGGCACAGGUGGCAUGAUUAAUCCCAGCGUGGGACCCCCGAAUAUGGUUUGUCCCACGUCGGGCAAUCUGAGCGCUACUCACGCCACUUUGUCAGCUUUACUCGCGCCAAGCGAUUCUCAGGUCAGCAAAAAGUAAUGCCAAAGAUUCAUAGGCAGAUGACGGACCGACGCGACGUCAUUUGAUCGGGUUAUAUCAUUUCAACGUUAGCCGUGAAUCGUGAUCUGUCGGCUGGGUUUGAUAUAAGUUGA